Messenger RNA from Grammomys surdaster, 2645 nucleotides. RefSeq names its product t-complex-associated-testis-expressed 1 (gene Tcte1). Gene Ontology annotation, molecular function: protein binding. The transcript has 5 exons. The record is from RefSeq and is a predicted model, not a curated record. Bases 139 to 1635 code for a protein of 498 amino acids. NCBI's taxonomy places the organism in Eukaryota, Metazoa, Chordata, Mammalia, Rodentia, Muridae. Gene Ontology annotation, cellular component: sperm flagellum. Gene Ontology annotation, biological process: flagellated sperm motility.
GUGAGAGCAGUCUCCUGGGUCCCCGGAGCAGCUCAAGCUCCUUCACCGGCCCCCCAUCCUGCACCCUGCCUGCGUUAAGAAGUUUCCUGUUGCAAGGUCGCCAAGGUUCAUACCCUUGUCUCUCUGCCGGCAGUCAACAUGCAGGACACCUCGACAGUACCGUCCGAACAUUCGUCUCACAGCCAGUCUGUUUUCAACAUCCAGCGCCAGGUCUCCGCUUUGGGUGGUAGCAUUCCAGGACCCACGUCCUUGAAAACUAGCACCACCCCCGCCCCAGGCCAGCUGAAGACCAAGGUCACCAACGUCCGACGCAUGCGCAGAAUCAUCUCUGAGGACGCAGAGUGGUCGUUGGCUAUCGUGCCUCUGCUUACAGAGCUCUGCAUCCAACAUAUCGUCAAGAACUUCCAGAACAACCCUAUCCUGAAGCAGCUGCCCCUAGAGCACCAAAAGAAGGUCUUGAGCAACCUGCCCCCUGAGCUGCCUUUGACGGUGACCGCUAACUUGAUUGACGAUGAGAAUUAUUGGCACCGCUGCUGCAUCAAGCGCUGGUCCGUGUGUCACGUGUCCAUGCACGGCGGCAGCUGGAAGCGGAUGUUCUUCGAGAGACACCUGGAGAGCCUGCUGAAGCUAUUCAUCCCGGGGACCACGGACCCCAACGUGAUUCUGGACCUGCUGCCCCUCUGCAGGAACUACGUGCGCCGCAUCCACGUGGACCAGUUCCUCCCACCUGUGCGGAUGCCGACCCCACCUCAAGGAGAGGAACAGUCAGACUCCGGCAGUGAGGGCGAGGGGAACGAGCCUGAGAAGGACCACUUCCAGCUGCAGGCUCUAGUGGCUGGCCUCAAGCACCUGGAGGAGCUGGACCUGGUGUACGGCGUCAAAGACUGCGGCAUGAAUUUUGAGUGGAACCUCUUUCUCUUCACCUACCGAGACUGCCACUCUCUGGCAGCCACCAUCAAAGCUUGCCACACCCUCAAGAUCUUCAGGCUGACCCGAAGUAAGGUGGACGACGAUAAGGCGCGCAUCCUAAUCCGUAGCCUGCUGGACCACCCAGCCCUCGAGGAGCUGGACUUAUCCCACAACCUCAUUGGAGACCGCGGUGCACGAGCGGCGGCCAAGCUGCUGAGCCACAGUCGCCUGAGAGUGCUCAACCUGGCCAACAACCAACUGCGAGCGUCCGGUGCACAGUCGCUGGCGCAUGCGCUGGCACACAACACCAACCUCGUCUCCCUCAACCUUCGCCUCAACUGUAUCGAGGACGAGGGUGGCCAAGCAAUCGCCCACGCCCUGGAGACCAACAAGUGCCUCACUAUGCUGCACCUCGGUGGCAAUGAACUGUCUGAGCCCACAGCCACGCUCCUCUCCCAGGUGCUCCCCGUCAACACGACGCUCAUUAGCCUCAACCUCUCCUGCAACCACAUUGGAACCGAUGGUGGGAAGCAGCUCCUGGAAGGCAUGUCAGACAACAAGACCAUUCUGGAGUUCGACCUGCGACUGUCAGAUGUAUCCCAGGAGAGUGAGUACCUCAUUGGCCAGAUUCUGCAUACCAACAGAGAGGCUGCCCGCCUGCGGUCCCUGAAUCCUGGCCACUUCUCCUCGCCCACUAACAACUGUACUGAGAAUUCUGUAGGCUAAGAUGUGGAACCAGGAUAGAGCGGUGAUCGGCUGGGCCACCCCGGCAGCCACACCUUCAUUUCAUACCCUUGAUAUGCCUGCCCCUGGUUCUGUGGAAUCCGAGAAGAGGGGAUCACGAAUCCCCUUGGAAUGAGUGGCCAGAUUUGUAUAUGUGAAGAUGCUGAGACGCAGAAGGGGCGCCUAAGGAUGAAAUGAUGGUAGUAACUCCCACCUAGAAAAUGGCCAUUGCUAGACUUCCUUGUUCCUUCCCAUAAAGGGAACAGGGAAGGCAAAGGACUCUGAAAUGACAAUCCCUGCUCAAACUCUUCAUGAGAACCAUCUACCUCUUGACUCGCCCCACCCCUUCCCCUUUCUACUAAGCAGAUAGUUGAGCCCUGAUCUCAGUCUUUACACACACACCAUGCGUGAGCACACACACACACACACACACAUGCACACACACACACACACACAUAUACACACAGAGACACACACACAGAGCAAAGCUAUGCCUGUCUUCCUCUACCCUUUCACCCUCCCUGGAGAUGCUACCUGCCUGUCAGGCCUCAGGCAUAGUCCGCUUGUGCAGAUCGCGCCCUCACUAACCCUCGAGCUGGGAAUGGAUAGCAUGUGACAGAAGGGCGGGGAACAAGCGUCACUCGGAGGGAGCGGACCAGUGAGUCAUCCACACUUUUAUUAUCCAUCAGUGUGAUUUGUACAAUCUUUGCGCUUGGAAUUCCAUGACAAAAAGGCCACAGUGUGAUGCACCCAAUGUGACAGAGACCUGUCUUCUCCCGAGCCAGGCCUAGCCCACCCCACAAGCCCUUACCCUCAGGACAUACAGUCUUCCAGGUACCCUCUCCUUGAGUCCCUUCCAUGUUGUGACUGCCCACCCUGGGGCUACACCCAUAGGAAUCGAAAACUAUGGAUUCACGAGAGGAUCUGACUGACUAAUUCAUCUCCCAACUCUCCUUGAGCUGAGUGGCCCAGAGCCCAUCUAUCUCAAAGAUGGGUGACUGCAGCUGCAAGGG